GGCUUUGGAAAAACAACAAAGACCAAAUCGGCUUAGAAAGAAUUUAUGACAAAAGAGUCAAAUGACUCCGGAUUGUGACGAGUCCUAGGAUAGGGGCUCGAAUCCUAUAAAGGAGUUGCGAAUUGGAAUCAGGGAAAGUAAUCAUUUUUGGCUUAAUUCUGAUUUGGGUUCUUCUUACUUAUAGUCCUCUCACUAGUCAACAUGCUUCUGGUUUCGCCUGCUUGUAGAGGUGUUUAUCUUCAGACCAUAGAUCCAAAUCCAAUUGAUUUUUCAGCCAGAGGCUCUUAUGCAAGUUGCUUUCAGAUUCCUCCUUCAGUCUCUCAAAGGGAGUGUUUGAUGAGGUUAGGAACGGUCUUUUGUUUUAAUCAGAAGCAUAGAGAGCAGACAAGUUUCAAGAAACGGCAUGUAUCUACGCAGAAUGUGGAUCUUCCUCCUAUUUUACCAAAGAACAAGAAGAAACCUUAUCCGAUUCCUUUUAAGCAAAUUCAAGAAGAGGCUAGGAAAGAUAAGAAGCUUGCUCAGAUGGGUAUAGAGAAACAGUUGGAACCUCCUAAAAAUGGAUUGCUAGUUCCCAAUCUUGUUCCUGUGGCGUAUCAAGUGAUAGAUAACUGGAAGUUGUUGAUCAAGGGUUUAGCACAGCUUCUUCAUGUUGUUCCCGUGUUUGCUUGUAGUGAAUGUGGAGCGGUUCAUGUUGCCAAUGCUGGUCACAACAUUAGGGAUUGCAAUGGUCCAACAAAUUCACAGCGACGUGGUUCUCAUUCAUGGGUUAAGGGUACCAUCAAUGAUGUUCUCAUUCCUGUUGAGUCGUACCACAUGUAUGACCCUUUUGGGCGGCGGAUUAAGCACGAAACACGGUUUGACUACGAAAGAAUCCCAGCACUUGUUGAGCUAUGUAUUCAGGCUGGAGUUGAGAUCCCUGAGUAUCCUUGUCGCAGAAGGACACAGCCAAUCCGAAUGAUGGGGAAGAGAGUGAUCGAUCGAGGUGGAUAUCUUAGAGAGCCUGAUAAGCCUCAGACAUCAUCAAUAUCAUCUCCACUUGCCGAGCUUGACACGCUUGGUGCUUGUGAAAGGUAUCCGCCUCCCACACCAGAGGACAUACCUAAGAUAGCACAAGAAACAAUGGAUGCUUACGAAAAAGUGAGAUUGGGGGUGACGAAAUUGAUGAGGAAAUUCACGGUGAAAGCAUGCGGAUAUUGUUCUGAAGUGCAUGUAGGACCAUGGGGACAUAGUGUGAAGCUGUGCGGGGAGUUCAAACACCAAUGGAGAGACGGGAAGCACGGAUGGCAAGAUGCUCUUGUGGACGAAGUCUUUCCUCCAAACUAUGUAUGGCAUGUGAGAGACCUUAAGGGAAAUCCGCUUACCGGAAAUCUGAGAAGGUUUUAUGGUAAAGCCCCUGCUUUGGUUGAGAUUUGUAUGCACAGUGGAGCUCGGGUUCCUCAACGCUACAAGGCCAUGAUGAGGCUUGACAUCAUUGUUCCUGAUUCACAGGAAGCUGACAUGGAGGAGGAAGAAGAUAACAGGAAUGGGGCGAGUUAUUUGUCAGUGGAGAUGAUGAAGAAGGUGAGCUCCAUGGCAGCUCCGAUGGUGGCAGUUUCGGUUUCUCAGUUCCUCCUUCAAGUCAUCUCCAUGGUUAUGGCUGGUCAUUUGGACGAGCUCUCACUCUCAGCUGUCGCAAUCGCCACUUCCCUCACUAAUGUCACCGGUUUCAGCCUCAUCGUUGGGUUUGCAGGUGCGUUAGAGACUCUGUGUGGUCAAGCUUUUGGAGCAGAACAAUUUGGAAAAAUUGGGGCAUACACGUACAGCUCAAUGCUUUGUCUUCUCGUCUUCUGUUUUCCAGUUUCUCUUGUAUGGAUCUUCAUGGACAAAAUCUUGGAGCUCUUCCAUCAAGAUCCUCUAAUCUCUCAGUUAGCUUGCAGAUACUCAAUCUGGCUCAUACCGGCUUUAUUCGGAUUCGCUCUUCUUCAACCUAUGACUCGCUAUUUCCAGUCACAAGGAUUAAUUCUUCCUCUCUUCGUGAGCUCUCUUGGAGCUCUCUGUUUUCACAUUCCUUUCUGUUGGCUUCUUGUCUAUAAACUGAGAUUUGGAAUCGUUGGCACCGCUUUGUCCAUCGGUUUUUCAUAUUGGCUCAACGUGUUUUUGCUUUGGAUUUUCAUGAGUAACUCUGCUUUGCAUCGUGAAAUGAAAAACCUUGGUUUGCAAGAACUCAUCUCGAGCAUGAAACAGUUCAUCGCCCUCGCUAUCCCCUCUGCAAUGAUGAUAUGCCUGGAAUGGUGGUCGUUUGAGAUUCUACUACUAAUGUCUGGACUCUUACCAAACUCAAAGCUCGAAACAUCGGUGAUAUCCAUUUGCCUCACAACAUCGGCUUUGCAUUUCGUUCUGGUGAAUGCGAUAGGAGCAUCCGCAAGCACAUAUGUUUCAAACGAGCUAGGAGCUGGAAAUCACAGGGCAGCUCGAGCGGCGGUUAAUUCGGCUAUUUUCCUGGGUGGUGUUGAUGCAACAAUAGCAAGCAUCACACUUUACAGUUACCGAAAUAGUUGGGGUUAUAUAUUCAGCAACGAGAAAGAAGUGGCUCACUACGCAACCCAAAUCACACCCAUUCUCUGCCUAUCCAUUUUCGUUAACAGCUUUCUUGCCGUGCUAUCAGGGGUUGCCAGAGGAACAGGCUGGCAUCGUAUAGGAGGUUAUGCAAGCUUAGGAUCAUAUUAUCUUGUCGGAAUCCCGUUAGGUUGGAUCUUGUGUUUUGUCAUGAAAAUGAGAGGGAAAGGACUUUGGAUUGGUAUACUCAUAGCCUCCACUAUCCAACUAAGUGUUUUUACCAUUGUCACCUUCUUCACCAAUUGGGAACAAGAGGCAACGAGAGCCAGAGACAGAGUAUUCGAGAUGACACCACAAGUCAAAGGCAACCAAAAGACGCAAAUUUUAUUGGAAGAGGAUACACAAGUUUUACUUGAUCAUAUUACAGAAACUGUUUAAAAGUGUAAAACCACUUAAUGCAACUCUAUUGGUCUACUUCGUUUUAGCCUUCUAUUUACUAAUUUUGGAUGCUUUACAUUUGCAUGAUGUGCGAUUUUAAAUGAUGCGUCUUGAGAAUAUGGAUUCUUGGUUUUUAGUUUGUCAACAAACUACCCAUUUCACUUAAUAAGAAUUUGGAGUCCAA
Arabidopsis arenosa is the source of this 3157-nucleotide messenger RNA. The record is from the annotation of a GenBank genome assembly. NCBI's taxonomy places the organism in Eukaryota, Viridiplantae, Streptophyta, Magnoliopsida, Brassicales, Brassicaceae.